Scutellospora calospora is the source of this 750-nucleotide messenger RNA. Lineage: Eukaryota; Fungi; Glomeromycota; Glomeromycetes; Diversisporales; Gigasporaceae. The record is from the annotation of a GenBank genome assembly.
AUGAACUCUACCACUGGACUUCCGCAUGUUUCUAAUACAAUUUUUAAGGAAAUUGAUAAUAUGUGUGUAAAAUAUCUUAUACCAAAUUUGUUAGCUUUACAAUGGAAACAAAUAUUAGAAAGCCUUCUAUAUAGGUCUUUACUAUGUGAUAAUGAGCUUAAUGUUAAUACUAAGGAUUAUGCUAAUAGUGAAGUGAUCGAAGUCUGGAAGUUAAUACCUUCUCGUUGGUAUUCUAAUGAAAGUAUUACUUCAUUUGAUAGUGAUCAGGAAUUAUCUAUUCAGCUAGUACAAAGUAAAGGUAAAUUACUCCCAACUAUAAUAUUUGAAGUAUUAGAAAGGAUUCGUGAACAAGAAGUUAAUAGUAAAAUUGCCGUAAAAUUAGAUUCAAAAAAAGUUUCUUAUGGUCAUGGUCUAGGAAUUUGUAAAAAAGCAUUAAAUAUCGCGAUUAUGAAUAGUACAAAUAAGGUUUUAGAGGAUCUUCUGCAACAUUUUAUUGACGAACAAGUUUCAGCACAAAGUAGUGACACUGCUUCAAAUUUAUCUGAACAAGGCAUAGGUCAGGAAAUUAAUAGUCUUAUAAUUUCAAACCCUUCUCAACAUAAAGGCAAGGGGUGCCCUACAAAUAAGAGAUAUUUGUCUGCUAUUGAGAAUCUGGAUAACAAGCUUGUUCGUUCAAAUAAUCAAGAUGAAAUUUCAGAGUUUGGAUCAAAAAAGAAAAACAAACGUCAAUGUACUUUGUGUAAAUCAUGA